Naegleria fowleri is the source of this 372-nucleotide messenger RNA. RefSeq lists its product as uncharacterized. The transcript has a single exon. Lineage: Eukaryota; Heterolobosea; Eutetramitea; Acrasida; Naegleriidae. The record is from RefSeq and is a predicted model, not a curated record. The coding region runs from base 1 to 372 and encodes 123 amino acids.
AUGCAUGCUUCCUAUCUUGCCAACAUUUCAAAACCAAGCAAUGGCAGCAAUGUGCAAUCGUCAUCAUCAUUGCCAUCAUCAUCAUCCUCACCAAAUUCACAAAUGAUGGUUCACUUUUACAUUGAAGAAGGCAUUGUUUCAUGUCCUUGGUGUGGAGUCGAUUUGGGAACCUUCACUCCCAUUAUCAAUUCCGAACACACCAGUUGCAGCACCAUAAUGACUCGGAAUCAGACCUUUCAGGUUGUAUGGAUCCUAGAAUGCAGCGAAUGCAACCGAGUGUUUAAAUUGAAUGUCGGUCAGAGAUCCACCCACAAACUCGUAUCGAAUCCUUCUUCUUCUUCUUCCGACUCUUCCUCUUCAUUUUCCUAUUAA